Molecule: messenger RNA, 2493 nt
Organism: Osmerus eperlanus (European smelt)
Lineage: Eukaryota; Metazoa; Chordata; Actinopteri; Osmeriformes; Osmeridae
Gene: cars2
Product: cysteinyl-tRNA synthetase 2, mitochondrial
Exons: 15
Coding region: 277-1995 (572 amino acids)
Biological process (GO): cysteinyl-tRNA aminoacylation
Cellular component (GO): cytoplasm
Molecular function (GO): ATP binding; cysteine-tRNA ligase activity
Source: RefSeq, a predicted model, not a curated record
CGCAAUACUGACGCACGGAUGUUGUGGAGCUCAUGUACAAGAAGAAAUGCAUAUUUUUUUGUUGCGUGACUGUGUUUUUAAAUGCUAAUUACAUCAAUGAACACAUUAAUGCAACAUAUAUCUAUUAUGGCACAAUGGGCGGUGUUGAGGCAUUGCGCGGAUUGACCAGGACACAUUCAAGCAGCUGAAGAGCUAGUCGUGUCCCCGGUAUCUUUGUGGCCAAAGGGCAAAGUCACUGUUCAGCAUUGGUAAACUAUAACCAUUUUGCACCCAACAAUGAAGAUGUGGCCUGCAAGAACUUUAAAGCCAUUAUUGUGGAAAGUAAAAGGCGCGUAUUGUUUAUCAACUGUCUCCCUCACCCCGCCACCAACAAGCACAUUAGCCUACAGAUGUAAUGCAUCCUGUGCAGGAAUAAGAAAGUCAUGGACAAAACCCACUGGAUUCGACACCGGCUUGACGACCUACAACAGUCUAACCAAACAGAAAGAGCCACUUAUCCUGGCACAGGAAGGAAUUGCUACUUGGUAUAGUUGUGGACCCACAGUCUAUGAUCACGCACAUCUGGGUCAUGCAUGCUCGUAUGUAAGAUUUGACAUAUUGCAGAGGAUCCUAUCCAAGGUCUUUGGAAUCACUGUCAUCCAUGCAAUGGUCAUCACUGACAUUGAUGAUAAAAUCAUAAGAAGGAGUUUGGAGGAGAACAUAUCCCCAACGGUCCUGGCCAGAAUAUAUGAGGAGGACUUUAAAAAUGACAUGUUAGCUUUGAAGGUGACCCCUCCUGCAGUGUACUUGAGGGUGACUGAAAAUGUACCUCAGAUUGUGGCUUACAUUGAACAAAUCAUCCAAAAUGGACAUGCAUAUUCCACAAAACAGGGUAAUGUGUAUUUUGACAUCCAGUCCAUCAGAGAUCGCUAUGGCAAGCUUACCGGUUCUGGAGAUGCUACUACAGAGCCUGGAGAAUCAGAGAAACGUGACGCUCGGGACUUUGCGCUGUGGAAGAGCUCUAAGCCUCAGGAACCGUUCUGGACGUCUCCCUGGGGCAACGGAAGACCAGGCUGGCAUAUCGAAUGCUCCACUGUUGCCAGCUCUGUGUUCGGGAAUCAGCUGGAUAUCCACUCUGGGGGCAUUGACCUGGCGUUCCCUCACCACGAGAAUGAGAUUGCUCAGUGUGAGGCCUACCACCAGUGUGACCAGUGGGGGAAUUACUUCCUACAUUCAGGACAUUUACAUUUGAAAGGCAGCACGGAGAAAAUGUCCAAGUCCCUAAAGAACUACAUCACUAUUAAGGAUUUCCUGCAAUUCUACUCUGCAAAUGAGUUCCGUAUGUUCUGUCUGCUGACUAAAUACAGAUCAGCUAUCGACUACAGCGAUGCCAGCAUGAUUGAAGCCAGAAGUUCCCUGGCAACCAUCGCCACUUUUACCCACGAUGCCCAGGCCUACAUGAGGGGGCAGCUGCAGUGCCAAGCCGUACAAGAGGGAUCACUAUAUGAAAGGCUAGAGGAAACCAAAGCAAGUGUUCGGAAGGCAUUGGCUGAUGACUUUGAUACACCGAGAGCUAUUGGUGCCAUUAUGAACCUGGUGUACCAUGGCAACCGGCACUUGCAACCCAUCACUAAGCCUGUUGGUUCACCGAGGAGUCCAGCGGUGUUUGGGGCAAUGCUGUCCUACAUCAGGGAAGUCUUCGAGGUGCUGGGGGUUGACCUGCUGAAUAGAAAGGAGAGCCAAAUUGAAGACUCUUCCGGAACCCUCCAGAAUGUAGUGGAGCAGCUGGCUCGUUUCCGUAGUGAGGUCAGGGCCUUUGCCCUGGCUCCCGUGGAAUCAGCCCCUGGAGAACCGGUCCCAGCCAGGCCGAGACCGCGCCCAGACAGACUGCCUCUCCUUCAAGCCUGUGAUGUGCUGCGAAAAGACCUUGCACCCUUAGGGGUGCUCAUAAAGGACAGAGGGACCAACUCCACAUGGGAGAUAACUCAAACGAGAUCUGCCGAUCAAGACAAGUAGCAUUUCCGGCCCGACGUGCUUCAGCUGGAGGGACCUGGCCCACAUCAGGACGGCUGAGGAACGGCCCUAGAGAUCCGUGUUGUCAUGCAGACCGUGUCAUAUGCUCGCCAGACUCCAUGGGUGGUGAUGUCUGAAGGCCCGGAAUCAUCCAGAGUUAGUCCUUGUGCGCCUCUGCUGGUGUGCCCCUGCAGGUGUGCGAUUAGUCCACUAGGUGGUAGUCUACUGUCAACUGUUGGACGGGGGGCCGGCUUUGACUGAACCCUUUGGAGUGAGGUUAAUGUAGGUGCACUUUGACACAAGGUACUCUUGAGUUCUAAUUCCAUUGGAAUGUCAUUGGGAAGGACCUCUACAAUAGUUUGCCAACAGUUUUAGAACUGAGGACGUGGACUGAAAUGAACCUCUGAAGUGGCUUGGUUGUUGCACAGCCAAAACAAUUGUGGAAUUAUAUUUUGCAUUUAUAGGAGGUUAUCAUUGCCACUAAAAUAUCUAUCCAAUUUG